CUUAUUCUAUUUUAUGUUUCAAAAAAUAAAUCAGGAGCACGACGGGGGAAACCCUAUCUGGAGUCUUCGUUCUCCUGACGCUCCUCUCCAUUUCCCGAGUCGCCACCGGAUCUCUUCUCUCUCCUCGCCCCAUGUGGCCGCCGUGGGCGAAGACAUCCAGGUCCUCCGCCGCCGCCGGUUCGGCCGUCAGCUGCCGUUCCCCUUCCUUCUCCUCCUUCACCACCCUCAAGGACAUCCAGUCCCUCCUGCGGGAGGACCAGCCGUCUUCCUCCCCCGCCCUCCGCCGCAUCCUGCACCGCGCGCUCCUCGCCUCCUCCGCCCUACGCGCCCUCCGCCCGUCUCCGCCCCGCCGCUCCGCCUCCGUCGUCCUCUACUUCACCUCCCUCCGGGUAGUCAGGCGCACCUUCGAGGACUGCCGCGCCGUCAGCUCCAUCCUGCGCGGCCUCCGCGUCGCCGUCGACGAGCGUGACCUCUCCAUGGACGCCCGCUUCCUCCCCGAGCUCCAAGCCGCCCUCGGCAGCCGCCAGAUCGCCCUCCCCCAGAUCUUCCUCGCCGGCCGCUGCCUCGGCGGCGCGGACGAGAUCCGCCGCCUCCACGAGUCCGGCGAGCUCAAGACCCUCAUCGAUGGCACCUCCACAGACGCCGCCGCCGCGUCCUCUUCCUCCUCCUGCGACGCCUGCGACGGCCUGCGCUUCGUCCUCUGCGCCGCCUGCAGCGGCAGUCACAAGCGCUACAACUCCGACAAAACCGGCGCCUCCUUCAAGACCUGCGGCGAAUGCAACGAGAACGGGCUCGUCCGCUGCCCCCGCUGCUGCCCGGCCGUGACUCUCUAACCCUAAUUUCAUCCCUCAUUCGCUAUCGAUCCUCUAUUUUCCUUCUCUCCUUUUCAAAUCAAAGGGAAAUGGAAAACCGACAUAGUUGUAUAUCAAUUGCCUUUUGCUUUGGAACCAAUUCUAAUUUUUCAACAUUAGAUUGAAUCAAAAAUAACACCCUUUAUUUUC
Zingiber officinale is the source of this 1001-nucleotide messenger RNA. RefSeq lists its product as uncharacterized. The transcript has a single exon. The record is from RefSeq and is a predicted model, not a curated record. The coding region runs from base 132 to 833 and encodes 233 amino acids. NCBI's taxonomy places the organism in Eukaryota, Viridiplantae, Streptophyta, Magnoliopsida, Zingiberales, Zingiberaceae.